Megalops cyprinoides (Indo-Pacific tarpon) is the source of this 2109-nucleotide messenger RNA. Its product is annotated as GTPase IMAP family member 7-like. The record is from RefSeq and is a predicted model, not a curated record. The transcript has 5 exons. Lineage: Eukaryota; Metazoa; Chordata; Actinopteri; Elopiformes; Megalopidae. Bases 113 to 1237 code for a protein of 374 amino acids. Gene Ontology annotation, molecular function: GTP binding.
UAUCAGAGCCGCACGCUGCACAACACACUCAACUCACCAACGUAAUUGUGCUCACCGCAAAGCAGGAAGAAGUCGCCUAAGUGUUCAACAGCAGUCCUUCUCUCGUUCAAAGAUGACAAUGGCAGUGACGUCAAAACUUCUAUUUUUACUUCUGGCAACUUCCGUCAGCGGUAAGCAAGAGAGUUGCAGCUCCCGGAAGGACAAAAUACAGAGUGAUGGGCUGGGAUGUUCUGAAGAAACGCAUCAUCUUUACACAGAUGUUGAUCUUAAAGCAAACCUCGGAAGCAGGAGCCAUUUGGAAGGACAAGGACUGCAGACGGGAAAGAAAGAGCUGAGAAUAGUGAUGGUCGGAAAGACUGGAGUGGGGAAGAGUGCGACGGGGAACACCAUCCUGGGAGAAGAGAUGUUUGAAUCUCAGCUCUCUUCCUCGUCAGUAACGUCUGACUGCGAUAAGAAUCGAAGGGUUGUGGACGGUAUGGAGGUGGUGGUGGUUGACACGCCUGGCCUGUUUGACACGCGACUGAGCAAUGAGCAAGUCGCUAAGAGAGUGGCCAUGUCCAUUUCCUUGUCUGCGCCGGGGCCUCAUGCCUUCCUGGUGGUACUCCAGCUGGGCAGGUUCACAAAGGAAGAGAACUCCACGCUGGAGGACAUACAGAGGAUCUUUGGCCAGGAAGCGGCACGCUACGCGAUAGUGCUGUUCACACAUGGAGAUAAACUGAAGAAAACAACUAUGGAAGAAUUUUUAGCGCAAGACAGGACAGGGCUUAGCGGGUUUAUCAGGAAAUGCAACGGCAGAUAUCAUGUCUUUAACAAUGAAGAUAUGGGAAAUCGCGUCCAGGUCUCGGGGCUGCUCACUAAGAUUAAAGAGAUGGUGGCGAUGAACGGAGGAGGCUUCUACACUAAUGAAAUGCUACAGAUGGCAGAGAAAGCCAUUGAGCUGGAGAAGGAGAGGAUUCUGAAAGAGAACGAGGAAAAGAGGCACCAGGAAGAGGAGGAGCUCAAGACCCAUUUGAAAGGGGAGGCACUGGAGGAGGCUUUGAACAAGCAUCAGCAAGAACACGAAAAGCUGGCUAGAGCUAAGGCCGAGAGGAAUAAUACAUUUCUGAAGAACGCAGUUAUUGUUAUUGUUAAUGCAUUAGCUGGGGCAGCAAUAGGUGCAGCUUCUGAAGGUUGGCAGGGAGCAAUAGUGGGUGCACUGCUAGCAGCAGGAGAUGCAAUAAAGGAGAUGACAGAAUAAAUGAAUGGAAAAAGCUUUCCAUUUAGCAAUACAAAACCUUAGAAUCGAAUUUUGUCAAAGAACAAGACCAGAGACUUUACAACUUCUCAGAAACAUUACAUGUAUAGAUACAUGAAUUUUUCAGCCCUUCUGCAAAACAAAAUAUCAGAAUAUUUUGUUAGUUUUUCUAUUAUUGUGAUGACGUAGAGCGUAAUACUUGCUGUAUUGUCUUAGGCUAUGUUCAGGCUGCAGGCUUUCAUACUACGGUCCAAGUUGUCGCUCCUGUUCGAUUUGUUUCCAGACCGUACAUAUUCAUUUUUUAAAAUAUCUGAAAUCAGUGUGAACAGACUUCUGUCCUGAAAUGUACCGCAUGCACAUAUAAACAACAACAAAAGACGUCACGUCUGUCUAGUCACACAAAAUAACAAAGACAUCCACAUGCUCAGAGUGAAAUGCGGACAUGCAUUUUCAGUUUCACCGUUAAUAGGAUUCAACAGGAGGGACAAAAACACCAGCAUUAUGGUAAAACAUAGGAUAUACUAAUACACUGUGGUGAAGUAAUGGUGGAGAACACAAAUGUAAUUCUCCAUGCAUUAGCAAAUUUUAUUCAUAUCAAGGCUAUUUUUGUGUUAUGGUAGCAGUUGGCCCUGGAUUCUUGACUAGGUAAUGAGGAACCGUUUGCAACAGCUGUAGCUGUAGGAGAGAAACAAUAUUCACCAUUUGCCAGUUUUGCCCUUGUGGCUAUUUUAAAGCGAAGCAACAUGCUUUUGUGAUAGCUUUUCUCUAUUUGUGUAUUGCUGUGAGAUUUUUCUUUGAUAAAAUACACUUUCUGUUUGUCGUGUUAACCUUUAUUUUGCUUUUGUUUUCAUUUGUAAUAUGUCUAAGUCUUGGUG